Brenthis ino (lesser marbled fritillary) is the source of this 2238-nucleotide messenger RNA. The record is from the annotation of a GenBank genome assembly. Lineage: Eukaryota; Metazoa; Arthropoda; Insecta; Lepidoptera; Nymphalidae.
AUGCGAUUAAAAUAUUGUAAAACAAUUUUAGAAGCCCAGGCUAGCGAUAGUCCCGUAGCGGAUAUAAGCUGGUCUCCAAAUAAUGUAAAACUCGCUGUAGCUACAUCCGAACGUCUCGUUUUGUUAUUUGACCAAGAUGGAGUGCGACGUGAUAAAUUCAGUACUAAGCCAUCAGACCCUGCGGCUGGAAAAAAAUCUUACGUCAUAACAAGUUUGGCGUUUAGUGACAAUUCUGAAUUACUAGCUGUAGCACAAAGCGAUAAUAUGGUUUUUGUAUAUCGAGUGGGGGCGGAGUGGAGCGGCAAGAAGGUGAUAUGCAACAAGUUUCCCCUCACUGGCGCACCAUUACGUCUGUUAGCGGGAGAGAAUGGCUUUUAUACCGGCACAAGCGAUGGUAAAAUUAGGUCGUUAGAUUGUAAAACCAACAAGAGUUCAGGCUUAUGGUCUGCGGGUUCGUGUUGCGUGGCUCUCGCCAAAAGCAAUGGCACUGAGGUGACGUUGGCCUCGGGUCACGUGGACGGAACACUUUAUCUUAACGGGCGUUUGUUGCUUCGAUACGCCCUACCUCCUACCGCAUUAGCAUUGUUACCACCUUAUAUUAUAGUAGGUUCAUGCGACGGACGCAUAUCGGUGUAUGAAGCGCAGCGCGGAGCACUAGUGCGCAACUUGGAGCCUGCCCUACCUCCUGACCGAAGAGAUUUGAUAACGGCCGCGCUUAGUCCGUCUGCUCAGACAAUAGCAUUCGGAAUAUUUGACGGAUGUUUAAUAGGAGAAAUAAAAGAAUCAGGGACUUUGGAGCUGUCGACGUUGAACAUAUCCAAUUUGUACGCCGCAAGAGCGUUAGCUUGGAGUGGCGACGGUACCAAGUUGGCCGUUGCUUCGCAGACAGGAGCCGUGUUGCAAUUUGAAGCGGUCCUUAGGCGCUGGACGUGGCGCGACGCGGUGGAGGUGCGGCACGUGAGCGCGCGCACGCUGCUGCUGACGCGCGUGGCGCGCGACGCGCCGCCCCUCACCGUCACCACUAAGCUCGCGAGUGACAUCUUUAAUGUUAGGUUUAUUGGUAACGAUUGGUAUGCGGUGUGUCGGACAAGUAACAGUUUGAUACUCUGUGAUAUUGCACGUAGCCUGACCAGUGAGAUCCCUUGGAGCGGUUCCGGCGAGCGCGUGUACGCGGCGGUGGGCGGCGCCUGCCUGCUGCAGCGCGCCGGCUCGCUCAGCGUCGUCGAGUACGGGCUCGACCGCGUGCUGCAUACGGUGCGCACAGAAAGAGUGAACCCUCAUGUGCUGAGCGUCCGUAUCAACGAAGGCCAAAAGCUGGAGGGCGAGCGCAAGCACCUCGCGUACUUGCUCGACAGGCAGACCAUAGCUGUCGUAGACCUUGUCACAGGCAACCAGGUGGGCCAGUGGUGGCACGAGGCGCGCGUGGACUGGCUGGAGCUGAACGAGAGCGGGCGGCUGCUGCUGCUGCGCGACACGCGCCGGCGGCUCGCUCUGCUGCGCCUCGGUACCGGGGAGAAGGAGAUAAUAGCGAGUGGUGUAAGCUUCGUGCAAUGGAUAGAGAAUAGCGACGCGGUUGUAGCUCAAACUCCUACUCAUAUACUUAUCUGGUACAGCGCCUGGGAGUCGCAGUGCGUCGAGAUGGCGGAGUGCGGCGGCGGCGCGGCGCUGCGCGUGAGCGCGCGCAGGGUGGUGCUGGAGGGCGGCCAGCUGCAGUACGUGGAACUGGACGAACAUCGGCUUGCCUUUAGUGUGUUGACUUACCCUGACUUCGCUUACGGGCAUACAGCAAUUCGCAGUGGGGAUAUCGAAGGCUGCGCGCAGUACUUGGACGGCGUGGGCAAGAGUGCCGACGUGGCGUCGUUAUGGAGACAGCUCGCUGAGCAAGCCCUAAAUAACAAAGAUGUACAGUUGGCUGCCAAAUGCUAUAGAGAGGUGGGUGAUGAAGCAAGAACAUUUUAUUUGGAUAAAACUGUUGAGUUAGCUGCAGCUGAAGGAGAAGGCAAUAUUUCAGAAGGUUUAAGCAGUCCAAUAGUAGAAGCUCGUCUGGCAAUAUUCAAAGGGGAUCUAGCGGGCGCGGAGGAGUGCUACGUGAGGAAGGCCAGUCAGCCGGAGCUAGCCAUCGGCAUGUACAAGCAGUACAACCGCUGGACCGACGCUAUAGCGCUCGCGGACAAGGUGGAUAGAGCAGCUGUUGCCACUUUGAAGCAACAGUACAUGGAUUAUUUGAUUUCUACCGGU